This is a messenger RNA of Nilaparvata lugens (brown planthopper), 1829 nucleotides long. Its product is annotated as basic-leucine zipper transcription factor A-like. The record is from RefSeq and is a predicted model, not a curated record. Bases 356 to 1753 code for a protein of 465 amino acids. NCBI's taxonomy places the organism in Eukaryota, Metazoa, Arthropoda, Insecta, Hemiptera, Delphacidae. The transcript is spliced from 5 exons.
GACGAAGGCUGGGGGAAGGGGCCGGGGCAAGGCACCAGGUGUUAGCAGAGCCGGCGUCGCUUCAAGUCAUUGCAGUCGGCUUCAGUUCAGUGCCUUUUAAACUUCAACAAACAACGGACGCUUCACAUUGUAUGGAUAACGAAUUCGUAUUCUACUGAGAAACAAAAUCCGUUAUUUCAUAAGGAGGACAAAAUAUAUUUGAAUUGUGAGAGAAAUGGUACAGUGCAUCAACUAGUUUUUGAUAUAACUGUUUUGUGGGAAAAUAUAGCCAAUUGUUUUGUGAAAAUUAUUCCAACUCUCCAGUUAACAAAAAAGUGGUUUUAAAAUAGAGGGUUAGGACUAGUGGAAAUAUAAAAUGGCACGCUACGAGUAUCCGAACAUGUACUACGCCUACAACGAGACUUUUGUGGAUGAUGAAGGGUUUCCAUGCUUCCGAAGAAAUCCACAACAGAACCAACAACAACAACAGUCGCCCCAAAAACAACAACAACAGAAACUUCCACAACAACAUCAACAUUUUCAACAACAAAAACAUUUCCAACAACAGCAGCAAUCUAAUAAACAACAAUACGAACCACAGCAAAGACGGUACGAGGAACUAAACUUCAACCAAAGCUCCCCCGAUGACGGAGAAACAGAGUUCUUCUUAGAUGACGAAGAAGACGACGAGGAAUUUCUGUACGACGACCAAACCGAGCCACACUACUACGACGACAAACUCGACUACCUGAAUCUGUCGGUACGACAGGGGGUCAGCGAAGGAAGCACACGUCUCAACCGCCACUCGGAAUCGUCAUCAUCGACGGCCACCUCCAACAACCAACGCGGCAAGGGCGCUCGCCAUAGAUCGUCGAGUGUGCCUCGCAGCAGAGGCAAGUGCUCGCCGAGGCAGGACGUGUUGGCUCCAAUGGUCGCUCAGGCGGCCGAGCGACAGCAGCAGCAGACGACUCUGCGUCGCUCGCACUCCACCAUCAUCCAGUCCAACAGGGACCGCGCUCGCGCUGCACCCACCCAACACCAGGCGACGAGAGACCUGCGCAAACCCUUCCACCAGUUCCAAGUGCCAGUUCACGCGCCAAGACUGCAGCGACAAACCUCAACGCCGACGCGACUCAAGUCCUACUCACACCUGCUGCCACCGGCCGAGACCCAGGUGCCCCCCCAGCCACGCACCACAGCAGUCAUAACUCCCAACUACCGGUCAACCCGCGACGCUCACUCUGCUCUGCCGCUGCUGGCCGGCUCGCCCGCCAAGAUGCGGCUCGUCUCCAAGUCGGACUCCUGGCUGGAUCUGCCAGCCGUCAACCGCCGGCUGCCGUCCGAGCCGCUCUGGUUCGCCGGCAUCAUUCUGCUGCUCACCGGCGGCAUCACUUGUAUUCUGUGCUUGUGGAUUCUGUCCAAGACUGGACGAAGAAAAUACUAUUUGGAUUUUGGAGCAAUAUCGGGAUUUGUGUGUUUGAUUCUUGGACUAGUUGGCUGUAGAACAGCUCGUUGGCUACCUCACAGGCACUAUGUAACAGGAUAUAUUCUUCUGAGCGCGUUCAGCUUGUUGGAAUGUGGAAUACUGGCAGUUCUAGCUUCGGACUCAAAUCAGCUGGACAAGAACAUAAUCGACAUCGCCGGUGGCGCCAUCUGCGGUCUGUCCGCUCUGUGCAUUCUGCUGGCCACACUCGGAUUCGUCACAUCGGCCUGCUGCAAUCUGCUUCCUCCCGAUUCGAGGAUAGCACACUCGGCACCGGGGUUCUCAAUUUGAAAUUGAUCACUUUUUUAUCUUGUAAAUAUAUUGUAACUUGUAAAUAAAUUGUGAAUAAAUAUGUGCAUAAUUUAGA